Messenger RNA from Neocloeon triangulifer, 3097 nucleotides. It is a transcript of the gene Sec3, whose product is annotated as exocyst complex component 1. Gene Ontology annotation, biological process: Golgi to plasma membrane transport; exocytosis. Gene Ontology annotation, cellular component: exocyst; plasma membrane. The record is from RefSeq and is a predicted model, not a curated record. Lineage: Eukaryota; Metazoa; Arthropoda; Insecta; Ephemeroptera; Baetidae. The coding region runs from base 290 to 2917 and encodes 875 amino acids. Gene Ontology annotation, molecular function: phosphatidylinositol-4,5-bisphosphate binding. The transcript is spliced from 15 exons.
CAUUUAAAGAAAUAACAAAACAAAACAGUAAAAACAGUGAGGUGUUCAGAUGCUUCUGUGUUUCGAAAUUUGAGAUAAUUUGAGCCCCUUUGCGCCGGCUAAUUUUCCACUCUUGACAGAAGGUAUUUUAAUCAGUACAUCGCUUUUACAGGUUCCUACGGGCAAACGCCUUCAGAAUCGGUCAUCCUUUUUGACAGCGCCCUAAUGACAGCCGCAAUUAUCUGGAGUUAGCCUUUCAAAAUUAGGAACUGCGGUCUUCUGACUCUACUGUCACUCAAAUUUGCCCAGGAUGGCCACUUGGCACGGACUUCAAAAGGAUGUCUUUCUUGACGAGAAGAUGGUUGCAAUGGUCCACGUCAACAAGACUAUGAAGAAGAAGAAAAGCAGUUUUCUCUGCCUUACUGCCACUAAAGAUUCACCAUCGAGGGUCCUCAUUCACCAGGUGAAGCAAACUGACCGAAGCGCAUUCAAGAAAAAGGAAGUAUGGGAAUUGUCGGAUCUCAAGCUCGUGGAUGCAAAAAAUGCUUCUGGCGACCACCAAGAUUUUGACCUGCAAUUUGACAAGCUGUACCACUGGAGUGCGACAAACCAAAAUGAGCGUCAAAAUUUUUUGAUUUUCUUGUGGAAGAUGAGCAACAAAUAUCUUCCAAAGCAGAGACCAGCGUUCCUCAACUUCCCUGAAGAAUGGCAGUCGGAAGCAACGCCUGCACAGGAAUCUGCAGAAGUUACAGUGAGCACUGUGAUUGUGGACGAGACCCCCGAGUACAUGCCACUGACUGAGAGGGAAAUCACUGACUUGGAAAAACUCAUGAGCCAGUGUGAUUAUGCAUACAGUAAUUCUGCAGCGUUCAUGGAAACUUUGGCCAGAGACUUGUCAAUUUUAGACGGAGAGAACAUUCACAGUGUGCUAGCUGCCGAGCAGCAAGUAGAGGCUCUCAUGUCUCACCUGGAAAAUGCAAUAAGUGAAGCAGACAAAAUCGAGUCCCAGCUCAACGUAUACUGUGAUUCAAUUCAACACAUUCAAAAGUCAAUUGUCAACAUGGGAAAGAAAAAUACCACCAACCAGGUCAUUGGGAAAAACAAUCAAGUCCUGCUCGAAGAGUUGGAAAACAUUGUCUCCCAGCUAGAUGUCCCAUACAAACUUCAGAUGGCCCUGAUCGAGGCUGACCUGAACUCACCAAACGGGUUGAAAGAGGCCAUCGAAGCAGGCAAUGCUCUCAUCAAAGCUAUGAAUGCUGACUUGCAUCCUGCUUUGGUCAAUUUGGCCGCAGUUCAGGAGCAAAAGAAGCGAUUCGACAAGUGGAGGAUCAAGUUUUCUCAGAGCAUUUGUCGUUACCUCAACAACCUAUUUAUUCAUGAGGGAAACAAAGAGUUCAUGUCGAUGGAUGGCUAUCACCAUGAAUCUCGACUAGUUCUGCCGACGCUGGACACUGUCCACAACAACCUCAAGCCGUAUGCGCCUCUGAUGCACUGGUUGCGCCAAAUGGACCGAAAAGCAUUCACCGACCUGUCUAAAGUUUACAUCAACUCCUUGCAGAAGCGUUAUGAAUCUGUGAUCCGCCAGUUCUUCGAAGAAGCCAAGAACAGGCUGAACGCUGGCACUCUGAAGAGAGGCAAAGGCAGCAGCCAGGACAUAAGCAGCUCUGGUCAGACACCCAAAGAAGGGCAGAACUCGCCUGUUAACCAACGACUCUUGGCUCAGGAACGAGAGCAAUGGAAAGCUGCGGACGACACUGCAGACAGGGAAAAAUUUGAUGAGCUGCUGGAGAGGGCCCUGACUCAGUUGGAGCCAAUGUUCUUGGCUGAACAGAAAUUCUGCAUGCUGUUCUUCCAGCUCGAUAUGGUCUCACCAACAAGAUCGAACACGCAAUCGACAUUGAGUAGCUUUUCCAUGCAAAGCCCGGGCAAUGCUAUUGCGACGCCAAGCAAGGAAGAAGCUGAGAGGAAAAUGGAAAAAUAUGUCACCGAAGAAGUGAGAAGGAUGAUGGGAGAACUGUUCGGAAGUCUGGAACCAGAGCUCAUGGCAUUUAUUUCUUACAAUGAGAAAAUUGAUAGUUUCUGCUGUAUGAACGUGCUUGUUAGGCUGAGCCAACAUGUGAUGCUUGCUCAAGACACUGGCAAUUUCCUUAGUGUUACUUUUGCCACUCUUCUUGUCCAAGUGAAACGAAAUUUUGAUAAAUUUAUGACUGCUCAAAGAAAAUCGAUCGAGGAUACAAAGGCCAAUAGAUCAAGCAAAUGUGGAAUUCUGCCGUUUGUGGAUAAUUUUGAGGAUUUUGCAAAAAUUGCAGAGAAAAUAUUCCAGAGCUCAGAGAGAAGAACAGAUUUGGAAAAGUGGUACAGAAAUCUGAUGAUUGCUAUGUUUGAAGCAAUUCCUCGCAUUGGCGUUGAGCACCAAAAGACUCCGCAACAAGUUGUGAAAAUGGAAAAUUUCCAUAGACUUCAGGGCUUGUUAUCAAGACUUAAAAUUGCUGCUCUGGAAUCUUACAAAAAGGAAGCAAAGCAGCGGUACCAAGACGCUCUCAAAGCUUAUGUUACUCUUUACUUUGGUCGUCCCCUCGAAAAGCUCAAUCUCUUCUUUGAGGGUGUGCAAGCAAAAGUAGCUCAGGGUGUUAAGGAAAGUGAGGUCAGCUACCAAAUGGCCUUCAGCAAGCAGGAGCUUCGAAAAGUCAUAAAGGAAUAUCCAGCCCGCGAAGUCAAAAAGGGACUGGAUUCCCUUUACAAAAAAGUUGAGAAGCAUUUGAGUGAAGAAGAAAAUCUUCUUCAGGUCGUCUGGCGAGCCAUGCAGGAAGAGUUCAUUCAGCAGUAUAAAACUAUCGAGGAACUGAUCCACAGGUGCUACCCCAAUGCAAUGAUCACCCUUGAGUUCACCAUUCAAGACAUUCUUCUGUUCUUCUCCGAGAUCGCUCAAUCUCACUAACUGCAUCCCCAAAUGAUAUAAUAGGUAGAUCAUAAUUAUUCUCUUUCCUAAUUUAAGUCGUAAUUUAUUUAAUUCGACUGGUUGAUAUAAUGGUCUUGUUAUAACUGGUUAAGGGAAAUGUUUUUUGUUGAAAUGUAUAAAUAUUUUAGAUAGCAAAUAUAUAACGCUCAUGAAAUGAAA